AUGGCACCGGGACUAAUAGAACCACAGCCGGCAGUGGAUCCAGUCCGCCAGCAAUCUCUCUCUUCCCUGACCGAGAACUACGAUGAUACCCUCCGCUUCUACCUGAACGGCACCAAAGUCGUUCUGGAUACCGCAGACCCCGAAGUCACCCUCCUCGAAUACCUCAGAGGUAUCGGCUUGACCGGCACGAAGCUAGGGUGUGCCGAAGGAGGCUGUGGUGCGUGCACGGUGGUGGUCUCACAGUACAACCCGACCACCAAGAAGAUAUACCAUGCUUCGGUCAACGCAUGCUUGGCUCCCCUCGUCUCGGUGGAUGGCAAGCAUGUCAUCACCGUCGAGGGUAUUGGGAAUGUCAAGAGACCCCAUCCGGCGCAAGAGCGUAUCGCAAAGAGCAAUGGCAGUCAGUGUGGAUUUUGCACCCCGGGCAUUGUCAUGAGCUUGUAUGCCCUGCUGAGGAACACCGAGACUCCAUCGGAGCAUGAAGUGGAGGAGGCCUUCGAUGGCAACUUGUGCAGGUGUACCGGAUAUCGUCCCAUCCUGGACGCUGCUCAAACGUUUAGCGCGGGAAAGGCAUGUGCGAAAGCCAAGGUGAACGGUGGUGGUGGCUGCUGCAUGGAGAAUGGUGUCAACGGAGCAAGUGGAUGCUGUAAAUCGGGUCCUGAGGAAGACAAGCAGUCCAUCAAGAGAUUCACCCCUCCUGCUUUCAUCGAGUACAAGCCGGACACGGAGCUCAUAUUCCCUCCCGCAUUGAAAAGACAUGAGUACAAACCGCUCGCUUUUGGAAACAAACGCAAGCGAUGGUUCCGUCCCGUGACACUCCAGCAGCUGUUGGAGAUCAAGAGCGCUUACCCUUCUGCCAAAAUCAUUGGAGGAAGCACGGAAACUCAGAUUGAAGUCAAAUUCAAGGCCACCAACUACAAUGUCUCAGUAUUCGUCGGCGACAUUCCCGAGUUGAGACAGUACAAGUUCGAGGACGACUACCUCGAGAUAGGCGGUAAUGUGACAUUGACCGAUCUGGAAUACCUCUCGCUGGACGCCGCGGAGCACUAUGGCGAGCGCAAGGGUCAGCCAUUCGCCGCCAUCAACAAGCAGAUCAAGUACUUCGCAGGAAGACAGAUCAGAAAUGUCGGUACCCCUGCCGGCAACCUCGCAACAGCAUCGCCAAUCUCAGAUUUGAAUCCGGUCUUUGUUGCGACCAAUGCUACUAUAGUGGCCCGGUCGUUGGAGGAAACAAUCGAGAUUCCGAUGAAUGAAUUCUUCAAGGCGUACAGAGUCACUGCCCUCCCUCCGGAUGCGAUCAUUGCGAGCAUAAGGAUACCCGUGUUCCAGGAGAAGGGCGAACAUAUGCGUGCGUACAAGCAGGCGAAGCGCAAGGACGAUGAUAUUGCCAUCGUUAAUGCGGCGUUGCGUGUGCGGCUGGAUGAAGAGAACAAGGUCACGAAUUCAAGCCUGGUAUACGGUGGCAUGGCUCCGAUCACCAUUGGGGCGAAGAAAGCCAUGGAGUACCUGGAAGGCAAGCUGUUCACCGAUCCAAACACCUUGGAAGGUGUCAUGAAUGCUCUGGAGCAAGACUUUGACCUUCGAUUCGGUGUGCCAGGUGGAAUGGCGACGUAUCGAAAGUCUUUGGCAUUAGGAUUCUUUUACAAGUUCUACCAUGAGACUCUUGCGGAGCUCAAUCCCGAAGGGACGGAGAUCGAUCACGACUGUCUUGCUGAGAUUGAGCGGGAGAUCUCCAAAGGCAAGAAGGACCAUGCGGCUGGACGUGCGUAUGAGAAAAAGGUCAUUGGCAAGGAGCAGCCUCACACUGCGGCUCUCAAGCAAUGCACAGGAGAAGCACAGUAUACCGAUGACAUACCCGUGCAGAAGAACGAGCUGUACGGCUGCCUUGUCCUCAGCACCAAGGCCCAUGCGAAGAUCGUCAGUGUCGACGCUUCGCCGGCACUUGACCUUCCAGGUGUUUACGAGUACGUCGAUCACAACGACUUGCCGAACGCAAAAGCAAACUAUUGGGGUGCUCCUAAUUGCGAUGAGACUUUCUUCGCUGUCGACGAAGUCUUCACUGCCGGUCAGCCUAUCGGUAUGAUUCUAGCGACUUCUGCAAAGCUCGCAGAGGCCGGCGCUCGCGCGGUCAAGGUAGAGUACGAAGAGUUGCCGGCCAUCUUCACCAUUGAAGAAGCCAUCGAGGCGAAUAGCUUCUUCGACCACUACCAUUACAUCAACAACGGCGAUGUCGAGAAGGCUUUUUCUGAAGCCGAUCACGUCUUCACCGGCGUAUCACGCAUGGGUGGCCAAGAACAUUUCUACCUCGAGACCCAAGCCUGUGUCGCCGUGCCUAAACCCGAAGACGGAGAAAUGGAAAUCUUCAGCUCCACGCAGAAUCCCACAGAGACUCAGGCUUACGUUGCUCAAGUUACCGGAGUCGAUGCCAACAAGGUCGUCACCAGGGUUAAGCGCCUUGGAGGCGGCUUUGGUGGUAAAGAGACUCGGUCCAUCCAACUCGCGGGUAUCUGUGCCAUCGCGGCGAAGAAGAGCAAUCGUCCUGUCCGCUGUAUGUUGAAUCGCGAUGAGGAUAUCCAGACUUCAGGACAACGACACCCUUUCCUGGCACGGUGGAAAGUUGCCGUCAACAAAGAUGGCAAACUGCAAGCUCUCGACGCAGACGUGUUCAACAAUGGCGGCUGGUCGCAAGAUCUGAGCGCUGCGGUUGUUGACCGCGCUCUUAGUCAUACAGAUGGCUGCUAUAAGAUCCCCAACGUCUUUGUCCGCGGACGCAUCUGUAAGACGAACACCGUCUCCAACACCGCUUUCCGAGGGUUUGGAGGUCCGCAAGGUCUCUUCAUCGCGGAAUCGUACAUUGAAGAGAUCGCGGACCAUCUGGGCAUGGAAGCCGACAAGCUGCGGGAGAUCAACAUGUACCAACCCGGCGAGACGACGCAUUUCAACCAGGAACUGAAAGACUGGUACGUUCCGCUCAUGAUGAAGCAAGUGCGCGAGGAAUCGGAAUACGAUCAGAGGAAGCGCGAAGUGGAAGCUUUCAAUGCGAAGAGUAAAUGGAAGAAAAGGGGGAUCGCGCUUGUCCCGACCAAGUUUGGGAUCUCGUUCACGGCGUUGUUCUUGAAUCAGGCGGGUGCUCUGGUGCAUAUAUACCACGAUGGGUCGGUUCUGGUGGCACAUGGCGGAACGGAAAUGGGACAGGGUCUGCACACGAAGAUGACCAUGAUCGCGGCCGAAGCACUUGGAAUUCCGCAGGAAAACGUCUUCAUCUCGGAGACGGCGACGAACACGGUUGCCAACACCUCUUCCACGGCGGCUUCCGCGUCUUCGGACCUGAACGGCUACGCGAUCUGGAACGCCUGCUCCCAACUCAACCAACGCCUCGCUCCCUACCGCGAGAAACUCGGCCCCGACGCGACGAUGAAACAACUCGCGCACGCCGCGUACUUUGACCGCGUCAAUCUCUCCGCCAACGGCUUCUACAAAACCCCCGACAUCGGCUACGUGUGGGGCCCCAACACGGGGCAAAUGUUCUUCUACUUCACGCAGGGCGUCGCGGCCGCCGAGGUGGAAAUCGACACCCUCACGGGCGACUGGACCUGCCGCCGCGCCGACAUCAAAAUGGACGUCGGCCGCUCCAUCAACCCGGCCAUCGACUACGGACAAAUCGAAGGCGCCUUCAUCCAGGGCCUCGGCCUCUUCACCAUGGAAGAGAGCCUCUGGCACCGCGCCUCGGGCCAGAUCUUCACGCGCGGCCCCGGCGCGUACAAGAUCCCCGGGUUCAGGGAUAUCCCGCAGGAGAUGAAUGUCUCGCUGCUGAAAGACGUGAACUGGGAGCAUCUGCGCACGAUCCAGCGCAGUCGCGGCGUCGGGGAGCCGCCUUUGUUCUUGGGCAGUGCGGUUUUCUUUGCGCUGCGGGAUGCGUUGAAGGCCGCGCGGAGGCAGUUUGCGGGGGAGGAGGAGGAGGAGGUCUUGUCCCUGUGGAGUCCGGCUACGGUGGAGAGGAUUCGGGUCAGUUGUCGGGAUCCUAUUGUGCGGAGGAGUGAGGUUGUGAAGGGGGAAGGGGAGAAGAGUUGGUUUAUUUCGAUUUAA
Lecanosticta acicola is the source of this 4086-nucleotide messenger RNA. NCBI's taxonomy places the organism in Eukaryota, Fungi, Ascomycota, Dothideomycetes, Mycosphaerellales, Mycosphaerellaceae. The record is from the annotation of a GenBank genome assembly.